This is a messenger RNA of Lodderomyces oxycetoniae, 1902 nucleotides long. RefSeq names its product carnitine O-acetyltransferase (gene CAT2). Gene Ontology annotation, cellular component: peroxisome; mitochondrion. Gene Ontology annotation, molecular function: carnitine O-acetyltransferase activity. The transcript has a single exon. Gene Ontology annotation, biological process: carnitine metabolic process. Lineage: Eukaryota; Fungi; Ascomycota; Pichiomycetes; Serinales; Debaryomycetaceae. The record is from RefSeq and is a predicted model, not a curated record. Bases 1 to 1902 code for a protein of 633 amino acids.
AUGUUGAAGUCUAGUAUUGCUAAACCACAGUUAUUAUUUAAGUCGUCAGCUUUUCAAAUAGUCACAAUGCCUGUAUUACUUCAUAAACCAUUUUCUUCAAGUUCUGCUAAAGGUGAGACUUAUAAGUUUCAAUCACAAUUACCCAAAUUGCCGGUUCCAAAUUUAGAAGAAACUGCUUCCAAAUAUAUCAAGACGAUUGAACCGUUUUUAAAUGAACAACAAUUGGCAGAAUCAAAAGCCAAAGUUGAAACUUUUACCAAGCCAGGUGGGUUUGGAGAAGUUUUACAAAAGAGAUUAAAUGAAUUUGCUAAAACUAAAGAUAAUUGGUUGGCUGAAUUCUGGGAUGAUUAUGCUUACAUGUCAUAUAGAGAUCCUAUUGUUCCCUUUGUUUCUUAUUUUUUCUCACACAAGGAUUUGAAAAAUACCAUUGGUCAUGAUCAAUUGUUAAAGGCUACUUUAUUAGCUUACUAUACUAUUGAAUUUGCUGAAAAGGUCCAGAACGAAACAUUGCAGCCUGAAGUAAUUAAGGGAAAUCCAUUUUGUAUGAAUGCUUUCAGAUACAUGUUCAACAACUCAAGAGUACCAGCUCCAGGCUCAGAUAUCACUCAACAUUACAAUCCUGAUACAAAUCGGUUUUUCAUUGUUAUUUAUAAAAACAAUUUCUACAAGGUUCCAACCCAUAAUGAACAAGGUGAAAAGUUGAGUAAGGGCCAAAUUUAUAGCUAUUUGCAACAGGUGAAAAAUGAUCCAACACCAAAGGGUAUUGGUUUAGGUGCAUUAACUUCAUUAAACAGAGAUGAAUGGUUAUCAGCUUAUCAAAAUUUGUUAAAGUCGCCAAUUAAUCAAGCUUCAUUAACAGAUAUUUUUGCCUCGACAUUUGUAAUUUGCUUAGAUGAAAACACUCCAAUUACUAUUGAAGAAAAAUCAAAGAAUUGCUGGCAUGGAAAUGGUCAAAAUAGAUUUUUUGACAAACCUUUGGAAUUUUUCGUUAGUGCAAAUGGUAAUUCUGGGUUCCUUGGUGAACAUUCAAGAAUGGAUGCUACUCCAACAGUUCAAUUAAAUAAUACUGUUUUGAAACAAAUUGCAGAAACUGAUCCUGAAGAAUUGAUUUCUGAAAUUUCUAGUGUAGCUCCUAGAAUUAAGGGAGGAGCAGAGAUUUUGCAAUUUGAUUAUAAUCCUACAACAAGAGCUAAUAUUUCUUCAGCAAUUGCCAAAUUCAAUGAGACUAUUGCUUCUCAUGACGAAGAAAUAUUUCAACAUUACGGAUAUGGUAAAGGAUUGAUUAAGAAAUUCAAAACUUCACCAGAUGCUUAUGUUCAAAUGUUGAUGCAAUUGGCUUAUUACAAACUCACUGGUAAAGUUAGACCAACUUAUGAAUCAGCAGCAACAAGAAAAUUUUUGAAAGGAAGAACCGAAACUGGAAGAACUGUCUCAAAUGAGUCUAAGAAGUUUGUUGAAACAUGGACUGAUCCAACUUCUACUAUUGAAGAAAAAGUAGCUACAUUCCAAGCAGCCACCAAGCAGCAUGUGGCUUACUUAUCAGAAGCAGCAGAUGGAAAAGGGGUAGAUCGUCAUUUGUUUGGAUUGAAGUCAAUGUUGAAACCAGGAGAGCCUGUUCCUGAAAUAUUCCAAGAUCCAAUAUUUACAUAUUCUCAGACAUGGUAUUUAUCGUCAUCGCAAGUACCAUCAGAAUUCUUCCAAUCUUGGGGUUGGUCACAAGUGAUUGAUGAUGGAUUUGGAUUAGCUUAUUUGAUCAACAAUGAUUGGAUCCAUGUUCAUAUUUCUUGUAAGAAAGGAAACGGAUUGAAAUCUGAUCACUUGAAAUGGUAUUUAGUUGAUAGUGCUAACCAAAUGCAAGAUGUUUUGGUUAAGGGAUUAUUGGGUGAUAAAGCUAAGUUGUAG